This is a messenger RNA of Leptosia nina, 1827 nucleotides long. The record is from the annotation of a GenBank genome assembly. NCBI's taxonomy places the organism in Eukaryota, Metazoa, Arthropoda, Insecta, Lepidoptera, Pieridae.
UACUACGAACAUCAAAGGAAAGGCCUCGACACAUCUGACGAAAGAACGAGCCUCAUCCUCUGCGAAUCCUAUGAAUGCGAAAAUAUCAUUUCGGAGUUAACCGAAAUAAAUUUAAUCCACCGUUCGAUGCUAUAUAUUUUCUACUGGCAACACGGGGCCGUUAGUAAAAAGUUUCGCGACAGUAUCGUGGAAGCCAUGAGAGUGGUCGUUGUAACUCCGAGGAAGAACGUUUUCCGCAUCUACUACAACCAAGCCACUCCCGACAGACCGAGUCUUCUGACUCUGGUCAAUUGGUGGUCUGAUCGGCUAUACAAGAACCCAGUCUUGCCACCCACUGACAAGGUCUAUAAAGACUUUCAUGGACGAACCUUCAAUGUUCCUGUUUUGCAUGCUCCACCUUGGCACUUUGUACAGUAUAAGAAUAAUUCAUCUGCGGUGAACGUGACAGGGGGCAGAGAUGACAAACUAUUGGCAGUGCUGGCUAAGAAAUUGAAUUUCAAAUACAAAUAUUAUGACCCGCCUGUCCGUAGCCAGGGGUCAAUGAUCUCUGGAAAUGGAACUUUCCAAGGGGUGCUCGGCUUAAUUUGGAAACGGCAAGCAGAUUUUUUCUUGGGUGACGUAACAAUAACGUGGGAGAGACUUCAAGCUGUGGAAUUCUCCUUUCUGACGUUGGCUGAUUCUGCUGCUUUUCUCACACACGCACCAGACAAACUCAGUGAAACGCUCGUUAUCAUCAGACCUUUUCAGUGGCAAGUUUGGCCACUAGUAUGUACAACAUUACUAAUAAUAGGCCCAGCUUUAUGGUUCGUGAUAGCUGCUCCAACGUUCUGGCAUCCACGACAGCGUAACCUCCUCAAGCUGCUGGACGAAUGCUGUUGGUUUACGACUACGCUGUUCUUAAGGCAAACCCCCAACAAGGAACCUUCGCGUUCAAACAAAGCGCGUCUGGUGUCCAUCCUUAUAUCCCUAGGGGCUACUUACGUCAUUGGCGAUAUGUACUCCGCAAACUUGACUAGUCUGAUGGCCAGACCGGCCAAAGAGCAACCUAUAGGGACCCUGGAAAUUCUUGAAGAGGCCAUGAGGGAAAGGGGCUAUGAAUUAGUUGUGGAGAAGCACAGCUCCACGCUAACCAUAUUGCAGAAUGGGACAGGCGUAUACGGCUCUCUCGCUCGUUUAAUGAAACGCCAGCGCAUACAGCGCGUGCGCAGUAUCGAGGUUGGAGUGCGAAUGGUACUGUCAAAACGACGUAUAGCUGUUCUGGGUGGACGAGAGACACUCUACUACGAUACGGAAAGAUUUGGUUCCCACAAUUUCCACUUGAGUGAAAAACUUUAUACCCGCUACUCAGCCGUCGCCCUACAAAUCGGCUGUCCGUACUUGGAAACAUUCAACAAUGUGGUAAUGACGCUUUUUGAAGCCGGCAUUUUGACGAAAAUGACGACAGAUGAAUAUAAAAACCUCCCGGAAGCGGCUAGAAGGUCUGAGAAAGUGACAGAGAGUGAGAACAGAGAAAGCAGCGAAUCAGGAGAAGGUGGAGCUACCUCUCAGGGGCAAGGUGAAUCCACAAUAGGUUUAGAACCUGUCUCCCUUACGAUACUACGCGGAGCCUUUUGUCUCCUUGGAGUGGGAUACUUAUCUGCGGCAAUCGUCUUGUCCGUAGAAAUACAGGUAUACAAACGUAACAAGAACCUCGCCUCAGAAGGAAAUGCCGUAAUCCAGGACUCCAGGAAAUUGAGACGAAUUAAUAGGUACAUGUGGCGACGUUUGAGAAGAUUUUUCCGGACCUGUUAUAGAUAUAUUGAUAACGCUCUAAGUCCUGUGGCUUGA